CUUAAAAACCAAAUACCCUUCACUGUUUUACUUCUUCACCUCUUUUUCGUUUUUCUGACAAGAGAAAAGACACUCAGGCACUCACACACAGACACUCGCACGCUUUCAACAUGAAGAACAUCGCAGCAAAUCAUGGACUGUCCACCUUUGUUAUUCUGGUAUGGCUCGGAAUCAACGCUUACCUCUUUGUCGCUUUCUACAAGGCAUUUCUGAUCGAAAGAUUCUACUACAGCAGGGUCAUCCUCGGGCAUGCGCUACCAUGGGCCAGAGCUCCUGCUGCGUGUCUGAACUUCAACUGCAUGCUGAUCCUCCUGCCCGUCUGCCGCAACCUACUGUCCUUCCUCCGAGGCACCAUACAGUGUUGCAGCCGGACGGCGGCCCGUCAACUAGACAGGAACAUCACUUUCCACAAACUGGUGGGCUACAUGAUUGCCUUCCACACAGCGGUACACACCAUCGCUCACCUGUUUAACUUCGAACGCUUUGAGUCUGCUCAGCGGGAGGACAACAACAUGUCUCUGCCCCAUGUUUUGUCUCUCAUUGGCAACAAACCCAACCAGUCUUACCUCAACCCCAUCCGGUCCAGCGAGACGAGCCAGACUAUUGUGAUGUUCACCACGAUCGCAGGACUGACUGGUGUAGUAAUCACCCUCGCCCUCAUCCUCAUCAUCACGUCCUCCAUGGAAGUCAUCCGCAGGUCCUAUUUCGAGGUCUUCUGGUUCACACAUCACCUCUUUAUCGUCUUUUUCAUUGGACUGGUGCUGCACGGGGCCGGUCGUAUUGUACGAGGCCAGACACCUGCCAGUCUACAACAUCAUAAGCCGUUAAACUGCAGCAGUCACUUUGAAAGAUGGGACAUCGACCCUAAAUGUCCAACACCGGAUUUUGCUGGAAAUCCACCAGGGACAUGGAAGUGGGUCGUCGGGCCGAUGUUCCUGUACGUGUGCGAGAUGCUCGUGCGAUUCUACCGCUCGAAGCAGAAAGUGGUCAUCACCAAGGUAGUGAUGCAUCCAUCCAAGACCCUGGAGCUGCAGUUGAAAAAGAAAGGCUUCAAGAUGGAGGUGGGUCAGUACGUCUUUCUGAAGUGUCCAUCCAUCUCGCACCUGGAGUGGCAUCCUUUUACUCUGACCUCCGCCCCCGAGGAAGACCACUUCAGUGUCCACAUCCGUAUCGUCGGAGACUGGACGGACGCCCUGUACAAGGCAUGCGGCGGGGACAAGACCGACGGUCAGGAGGCCUGGGAACUUCCCAGGAUCGCAGUGGACGGACCUUUCGGCACAGCCAGCGAGGACGUGUUCCGCUACGAGGUGGUCAUGCUGGUGGGCGCAGGCAUCGGUGUGACUCCCUUCGCAUCCAUUCUUAAGUCGGUGUGGUACAAAACCGUACAGCAGAACACCAACGUGUUCACCAAAAAGAUCUACUUCUAUUGGCUGUGCCCAGAGACGCAGGCGUUCGAAUGGUUUGCAGACUUGCUCCAGUGCCUGGAGCGCCAGAUGAGCGACAAAAGCAUGGGCGACUUCCUCAAUUACAACAUUUACCUCACUCGCUGGAAGGAGACUGAGGCUGCUCACUUCCAAGUUCACCAUGAAGAAGAAAGAGACCCCAUCACCGGCUUGAAGCAGAAAACCUUGUACGGAAAACCCAACUGGGAGAAUGAGUUCAGCGCCAUCGCCACCAGUCACCCGGGGUGUAAAGUCGGGGUGUUUCUCUGCGGACCCCCUCCUCUUGCGAAAGCUUUAGGGAAACACUGCGAAUCGCAGACAGGAGCUGAAUUCAUUUUCAACAAGGAAAACUUCUAACCGUUGGAGAUGCACAGAAAUGAAAACAAACUUCAGCUUGACUUAGCUUGUGUGUAUCGUAUGUGGUAUUAUCACAAAAAAAUCCUUGAUUCCGGCACUGGAGCAUUCAAAAUUCUGUCGUCUUUUUACUCCUUCGAAGAUUUUCGGCAGAAUAUCUAGGGUCUACAUAUUCUGAGGUCUCGUCUGUACCUGAGCUCGAAAUGCUAACGAGUGGCUACAAAGUCUUCCCAGCCCUAAUUGAGGAAAACAAUAAAACACCUCAGAGAAGUGUUUCGUUCCUCUUUUUCCCCCCUCAUCAAUUAUAAAAUUACACAAAAUACACUUUUAUUGUUACAUUUACUGUUAGAUCGAACGCUGUUCAUUUUUGGGUUGAUGAGAAAAUGUAGCCCUUCACCCGGAACACUUUCCGGAAAAUGUCGGAAAAAACCUCCUUAGAAAACCUUUCUUUCUGGAAAAGAUCAAUUCUACCAGCAUCCAUUAAUGAUUGAAUAUAUUUAGGUCCGAAUUAUGUAUACAGUAAUCCUCCGCUUCACCGCGGUUCGAAUCUGGCGCCCCCUGGCUUAUCCAGAAUUGUAUUUGCCACACAACUAAUUUGUUAUGCGGAAAGACCAAAAAACUUAUAGGGAAUUGUUUUAUAGUGUUAUGCUAAAAUAAUGGAAUUUAAUUAUAAAAAUAUAACUAUUCAUUAUAAAAUGAAGUAAAAUGUUAAUACUGUACAGUACAUGUACUUAAAUAUAAAUGUGAUCCAGUGCACUGUAUUUCUACGAAUUUACACAAAAUUCAUGUAUAUUCUUGUAUUCUUGCAAAUGUUUUCUGUGUGUGUUUAAAGUGUGUGAGAGGAUUAUUUAGUGUGGAAGGAAUUGGUACUUUGAAAAUAAUCCCGUGUUCUUAUAUUAGAGCUGAAGAAAAUAUGGAAUCAGUUUUUCUGUGGUAAUCACACUAUAUGGACAAAGGUUUGUGGACACGAUCCAUAAGAUUUGUAUGUGCUUUCUGAAUAUCCUAUUCCACAUUUAUCCAUUUAUAACUGUUAGAGUUGCCUCCACUCUUCUGGGAGAUGUUCUGCUAGAUUUUGGAGCGAGGUUUGGCGUGCAGUCAUUGAACAGAACCACAUACGACUGGGAAAAAAGAUUUUCCAAUGCUUUUGUCCAUAUAAUGUAAUACAAACGCAUGUUUCUAUAAAGAUGUGAUUAAAGGAUGAGGCAAGAAAACUGCCAGUAGGAUGCUACGUUUGCUAUAUAAUUGCUAAGCUUUUGCUAGCAUGCUACAGUAUAUAAACGUUGAUGUAGAUGGCUCGUUGUUCUACGAUGACGCAUAUCAAAAUUUGGAAUACCUUUUUUUUUUCAUUUUCGUUCUGCUUUAGUACUCAGCAGGCUUUUCUUCUUUUUUUUUUCAAUGCCUUACAAUAUGCAUGACAAGCACUAUAUUAGCAAUAUGUAUGUCAAUGUAUAAGUAUAAAACCCACAAGACAUUCUGUCCAAAACCUUCAAUAUAUGAUUAUUUUCGCCCUGGAAAAAAGCAUAUUGUGAAACGAUUGUGUCACAACUUUAGUUUUCACUUUCAAACCUGGAUUUCCUCUUUCGGGUUUUGAAGACGUGCGACUCAGGAAAGUAUUCUGUCCUUCGCUUUCCUUUCGAACAAUAAGACAAUCGUAAUAAAAUCGUGAUUGACACAAA
This is a messenger RNA of Silurus meridionalis, 3472 nucleotides long. RefSeq names its product cytochrome b-245 heavy chain (gene cybb). Lineage: Eukaryota; Metazoa; Chordata; Actinopteri; Siluriformes; Siluridae. Bases 111 to 1799 code for a protein of 562 amino acids. Gene Ontology annotation, molecular function: superoxide-generating NAD(P)H oxidase activity. The record is from RefSeq and is a predicted model, not a curated record. Gene Ontology annotation, cellular component: NADPH oxidase complex; plasma membrane. Gene Ontology annotation, biological process: superoxide anion generation; defense response. The transcript has 13 exons.